UGGUCUUUCGCUUUCUGAGACACACCCCCGUCAUCAGCGAGAGAGCGAGAGAGAGAGAGAGAGAGAGAGAGAGAGAGAGAGAGAGAGAAAGAGUACGCCAGCAACGAGAGAGAGAGAGAGAGAGGGAGAGCGAGGUGUACUUCAGAUCCCACAUGCCAUGGAAGAACAUGCUCUGUCCUUUUGGAUCUCCAUGGGAGUGAUGUCUGCUCUAGUCGGAGGUGCCAUGAGGAAGAUGCUGGCGACCCCCAUGAGUGCUGCCCCGACCCUAGCGGCCUGGCUGGGGGUGGCGGUGCUGGUGGAGAGGCUGUGCUCCCUCGGCCUGCCCGCCAUGCUGGCGCUGGUCACGCUCACUGCCGUUUGCUGCCUCAUCCCUGGCAGGACCCCCCCGGCACCCCCCUUGCCCACGGAGGGCAGGGCGGUCUUCAUCACAGGUUGUGAUUCUGGCUUCGGAAAGAUAACUGCUCAGAGGUUGGACGCGAUGGGGUUUGAGGUGUUUGCCAGCGUUCUUGAUCUGAGCGGAGCGGGAGCCCGUGAGCUGCAGCGAGUUUGUUCCCAACGACUCAUGCUGAUUCAGAUGGACAUCACCCAGUCCCAGGAGAUCGAGCAAGCUCUGGACAGAAUCAAGGCCAAAGUGGGUUUACAAGGUCUUUGGGGACUGGUGAACAACGCUGGGGUGUGCGUGAACUUUGGCGAUGCCGAACUCUCGCUGAUGUCCAACUACAGAGGUUGCAUGGAGGUCAACUUUUUUGGAACUCUCAACGUCACCAAGGCAUUCCUGCCGCUUGUAAGGCAAGCCAAGGGAAGGAUUGUGACCAUCUCCAGUCCUUCAGGUGAGCAGCCAUUUCCCUGUCUGGCAGCAUACGGUGCCUCCAAGGCAGCACUCAACCUCUUCAUCAACACCCUCCGACAUGAGCUGGAGCCCUGGGGUGUCAAGGUCUCCACCAUCCUCCCUUCAGCAUUCAAGACAGGUCAGUCGAGCAACAUUGAAUACUGGGAGCAUCAAUAUAAGCACCUACUCCAGAACCUUUCACCAGGUCUACUGGAGGAGUACGGUGAGGAGUAUGUCCUGGAGACCAAGGAACUCUUCCAAGCAUAUGCCAAGACGACGAGCGAGGACCUGUCCCCUGUGAUCAACACCAUUGUCGAUGCCUUGAUAUCGCCGCACCCCAAGAUACGCUACUACGCUGGCCCGGGCGUGGGCCUCAUGUACUUCAUCUGCAGCUUCUUCCCCGCAUGUGUCAGCGACCGCUUCCUGCAGAGACUCUUCGUGAAGAAGAAAGUCCUGCCCCGGGCGUUGCGCAAGCAGAAAGGCAGUAGCGACGACAACCACAACAACAUCGACAAAGUAGACAAAUCAACCUAACUCCACGUCAAGAUGCCAUAGGACCACCUGUCUCCAUGUGAUGUUUCUUUUGAUGCUGUGUCUUUUCCAUAUUUGUGUUCUGUACCCUUUGAAGGGAUCACACACUACAGAUGACUAGAGGCAUCAAAUUAGGUAUGAAAGUAGAAGGUAAUGUUCAUAACUCAUACACUUUUAGGUGGUUCAACCUGCUCCUUUGUGGAAAGGAGGAUUGUUGCUGGAGGACAGCUGAUACCCUGCCUCAUGUUCCAUCAAUAGAUGCAGAAUGAUGAGAUGAGUAGUAAUAUACCGCAUGGUGGACAUUACUGACCCUGUCAAACAGCCCAAUUGAACUCACACUAUUUCUGAGUGUGUCUCCACGUCCUGCUGUAGAGCUUCGAUGGACACUGGAAUCAAUGGACGCCCAGAGGUUCUGGACGUUCAGCCGUUUGCUGUGAGGAACAAGCCUGGAGUUCUGUAAGCCAGGCUCCGAAAAGCACACUGUAACGAUCCAAAGGAUCGACGCAGAAACCGUUUCUCAAGUAAUACCUCAGUUAUCACUUUUGUACAUAAAACACAUCCAUUAAUUUGUUUGUAAAAUAUGCAGAAAUUUCACGAGCAGUUUUAACUGUACUUUUCCUCCUGUGUCAGUUUCUUCUCCCUUAAGCCUCUUUGAAUAAUCAUAUUUAAGCCAGUUUCUUCCCAAAUCACCUAAUUUCGUAAAAAAAAA
Scleropages formosus (Asian bonytongue) is the source of this 2069-nucleotide messenger RNA. RefSeq names its product hydroxysteroid (11-beta) dehydrogenase 2 (gene hsd11b2). The record is from RefSeq and is a predicted model, not a curated record. Gene Ontology annotation, molecular function: 11-beta-hydroxysteroid dehydrogenase (NAD+) activity. The transcript has 5 exons. Gene Ontology annotation, biological process: glucocorticoid metabolic process. Bases 158 to 1363 code for a protein of 401 amino acids. Lineage: Eukaryota; Metazoa; Chordata; Actinopteri; Osteoglossiformes; Osteoglossidae. Gene Ontology annotation, cellular component: intracellular membrane-bounded organelle.